Molecule: messenger RNA, 5319 nt
Organism: Mugil cephalus (flathead mullet)
Lineage: Eukaryota; Metazoa; Chordata; Actinopteri; Mugiliformes; Mugilidae
Gene: ppp1r16b
Product: protein phosphatase 1, regulatory subunit 16B
Exons: 11
Coding region: 374-2041 (555 amino acids)
Biological process (GO): regulation of sprouting angiogenesis; establishment of endothelial barrier
Cellular component (GO): cytoplasm
Molecular function (GO): protein phosphatase regulator activity; enzyme inhibitor activity; protein binding
Source: RefSeq, a predicted model, not a curated record
GUGCUGGCGUUUGCGUAGCGUUCAGGAAGCGGUUAACCUUGAUGGAGGAUGGUAGACAGAGGUCUGUAACAGCUCACAAAGCAAAUGGAAAAUCUAGACUGCAAUUUGUGCUCAAUCAUUUAGUUAAACGUCGAAAACACUGACCUGCAUUCUCAUGGAGGCGCAUUUCUCCGCUUGUUCCUGAAACUUUACAGUCGCCGUGACUUUGAGGCUGUUCACUGCUGCUGAGACGAUGAUGAUGACGAUAACGGGAGGAGGCCACGGCCGGAGGUGCAGCCCUCGCUAGGACCUACACGCUCUCCCCAAGUUCACCCCUCCGCCGUCCGCCCGCCCGCCGCCCGCCCGCCACUGCUGUUCGCCCCCCUCCGACGCCAUGGCCAAUCACCUGGAGCUCAUCCAAGAGCUGCAGCAGCUGGACAAAGUGCCCAGUCUGGAGAGGCUGCGGGCGGCCCAGAAGCGUCGCACCCAGCAGCUGAAGAGAUGGGCCGUGUACGAGAAGGAGAUGCAAAGCAAGAAGCGGAAGGCUGACAAGAAGGGACGCGGCGCCAGCAGCCUCUACUACUCCGGGGCCAAGAGGCACGUGUCGUUCGCCGCCAGCGUGGCCCUUCUGGAGGCCUCGGCCAGGAAUGAUCCAGACGAAGUUCGUUACCUGCUAAAGAACAACGUGAGUCCAGACCUCUGCAAUGAAGAUGGUCUCACGGCCCUGCAUCAGUGUUGCAUAGACAACUAUGAAGAGAUGGUGAAGAUCCUGCUGGACCGAGGAGCCACUGUCAACGCUCAGGACAACGAGUUAUGGACGCCGCUGCACGCUGCUGCUACCUGUGGCCACGCAGGACUCGUCAAGAUACUCAUCUCAAACGGCGCCGACCUGCUGGCAGUCAACUCUGACGGGAACAUGCCCUACGACCUGUGCGAGGACGACCCUACACUGGACAUCAUUGAGACCGCCAUGGCCAACAAAGGCAUCACCCAGGAGAUGAUCAACGAGACGCGAGCGUCGACAGAGAGGAGGAUGCUGGGAGACAUUCAAGAACUGCUGAGACAAGGAGAGGAGGUCAACCAGCAGGACUCUCAGGGAGCCACACUGCUCCACAUCGCAGCAGCGAAUGGCUACGUGCAGGCUGCAGAGCUGCUGCUGGAGGGGGGAGCUCGCAUGGACCUGAGAGACUCAGAUGGAUGGCAGCCUCUUCAUGCUGCGGCGUGCUGGGGUCAGAUGCAUGUGGCAGAGCUGUUGGUGUCUCACGGAGCCAGUCUCAAUGCCAAGACCUUCCUAGACGAGACUCCCAUUGAUCUGUGUGAGGACGAGGAGUUCAGGGCCAUCCUGCUGGAUCUGAAACACAAACACGACAUUAUCAUGAAGUCGCAGCUCAAACACAAGACCUCACUGUGCAGGCGGACAUCGAGUGCAGGCAGCCGCGGGAAAGUGGUGCGGCGGGCCAGUCUGUCAGACAGACACAACCUGUGCCGUAAGGAGUACGAAACAGAGGCCAUCGUGUGGAGGGGAGGAAGGGAGGAGGAAGAGGAGAAAGAGAAGGAGUCUGAUCAGGAGAACAAUCAAGUGGUGAACGUCAAGCCAGUUGUUGCUGUGGAGCUGCCAGACAAGUCCAAGCUACCCACCAUCCUCAAAGAUGGCAUCAGCAAACAGAACGGCCUCAUCUCCACGACGACUUCUGUGCCACCGCAGCUGCCCUCCAACGGCAGCACACCAUCGCCCAACAAGAGCGGGGCCGUAGACGCCCAGUCCGCCCAGGAGGAAGCCUGUCCAAAAGAGCGUGCUCAGACGUUGUCUGAGCUGAAGAAACAAAGGGCCGCAGCCAAACUGUUGAAUCACCCGCUGUUCAAUGGUCACCUUGGUAACGGCUCCACAGACUCCUUCUCCGAUGCCAAAAUCAACUCUGAGGACCCCCGCAUGCCGCUGGUCUCCUCCAAUGGCAACGCAGUUUACUACACGCCAGCCAGCGGAGACCCACCCCUCCUCAAACUGAAACAGCCCAUAGAAGAGGAGCAGCCCAAGUCACGGACCUGCUGCUGCGUGUCAUAGCGCCCCGGUCACGUGACUGUUGACGGAACAGGAAGUGUUUGCACAGAGAGGAACGAAGCAGGGAAGAUGCUGUAGAAAGAGGCGAAGGAAUGAAAUAGGAAGUAUUCCUGUAUUUUAACGUUCUGUCCUCCCCCCACACUUUAAACUUCUACCAGAGAAGGAGGGCGUCAUGAAGGGGGUCUAAAAAAAAAAUGUUCCUUGUACCUUCACAUGUCACAUGACUCCCGCCACACUGAAGACCUUCCCUGAGUGUAGGCAUGUUUAAAUGUUGCAGAGAAAGGGAUCGAGCAGUGCCACGUUGUCGUCACUUGGAUAAAAUUCCUUUUUUUGUAUGUGGAGUCGUGUCUGCUGCCAUGCUGUCCGUGUGCCCCUUCUAAGAAUCAGAGUGUCUGGAGUUGUUUUGGUUUUCUGGAAGGUUAAAUAUGGGCAACUUCUGAAGAUUGCAACCAACUGCAUGGUCUACCUUCAGACAGAGAGAGAGAAACGAAGCCUUUUUUAGCCUCCAAAUGGAUUGUUAUCAUGACUUGACCCAACGUUUAAUCCAGGAUGAACUCACAUUGUUAUCAGACCACAAUGUUCUGCUUUUUUUGCCUCAACUGAGCAGGAAUGCCAUCCCGAGGUGGUCCAGAUAUAUUGUAUUACACCGUGCUGUACUGCAGCAUAUAAGCAAAACGUAGCAAAAAGAGAUCCGCGACGUCUCUUUUGAAGUCUCUUUCAGGUUGAGACUGGCUGCAAAAGUAAAGGGAAGGAAUGCCAUAAACCAGUGUUGAACCAUUCAAGAAGUGUACUUCCACAGCGAGAGACGCCAGGAAAGAGUACAGCGCUGCACAAGUGUUUGAAACUGUCACUAUAUUCCAUCACCUAUAUUUCACCUCACCGUCCUCUCGUAUCCAACCUAAGUGACAGGUUUGUUUUAUGCAUAAUCCACUUUGUGCUCACUCGCACAGAUAAUUUAAGCAAACACGGUUGGAAAUGACUGUACAUUGCUUUAUUUAUGAAAUUUAUGUAAUGUGUAAAAAAAAAACAAAAACGAAAAAAAAAAAAACAGAAGCAUAAUAGUUCCUACAGUUGAGUGUAUUUAUUAUUUGGAUGGUGUGUGGAGAGUGUGAAUGCAAUAUGAGAAAGCACCUUCUGACAUGAAAAAAACAAAAACUUUCAACUGAUGAAGUGAAGUAAGGGUAACUGUCUGCUAAAUGUAUACGUUAUUAAUAACACAAACAUCCUACUGGGAUGUGUUCAUAUGUGUCACUACAAAUAACAGUGUUAUUUGUUUAUGUUUUGUUUUUGUUUCCUGGUGGCCAUUGUGUGGCCCGACCUUCCCCCACGUUAUCACUGUACUUGUCUUAUUAACGAAAAUUGUAAAUGUUACGUAAUGAAUUACUGUAAGUGUAGUAUGAGUUGUCAAAAGAUAAAAACUCGAUGCCUCAGUUUGUUAAACAUCAGCCCCCUCAUGGAUUCGGCAUUUAGCGAGUCCACAACUUUAUUUUAGCACGUCUGGGUCACACCAAACACAAAGUAUGCAUCAAUCUAAUCCCAAAAAAAAAGAGCUUAAUUAAAGUGUUUGUUUGACAUUUUUGGAAAUUAGCUUAGCUUAUGACUAUAAAAGUGUGAAACAGCUAGUCUGGCUCAGUUCAAAGCUACCACCUAGCUUUUAUUUGUCUUUCCAUAUCAAUAUGUCUCAGUUUCCCAGAAAGCAUUGAGCCAGCGUGUACAAUACCAAACUGCGGCUGUUGCGGAAAAUUCAAUUAAAUAAAGCCACUAAUUCUACUAAAACUUUUCCUACUUUGACAAGUCAAAAUACUGUAACAACCAAAUUUGUGAAAUCCUGUUAUCCAUAUUUUGUUUUCGUCAGUCAAAGCAACGCUAGCUUUUCCCCUGUUUCCAGUCUUUGCUAAUCUAAGCAGGAACUGGCUAUAGCUUAAGUUUACGCUGCCUUCAAUUGGUGUUGUUUUUUAUCAUGUUUGUCCAUAUAAAGUGAGAUUUUAAUGAGGUCCAAGUUCUCAAGUUAUGACGUGCUGAUAUUUUCAGAGAUGGUGGAUGAUGAAGUCAUAGCUAUACUGUCAUCCAGUCAUAGUUUCCUUAGCAAUUUAUUAGAUCUCUGAGGAAAAUGCAGCCUCAACCUUUCAUUAUGUCUGCGCAUGUCCUUCAUUAAGUUACCUGGUCAUUACUUUUCUUCAAGACUCCUACUGUUGCCUAGCAGUUGUGCUCACGUGAUUGAUGUUGAUGUUUGAAUGACAACUAUUUUGCUAGCGUGACUAACCACAGGGUUACAGGUUCCAUUUGAAGGCGGCAUUAAGACAAAAUGAGGGUGGGCAUCAACCUUUUCAUCUAAACCUGGGUUUCCAAAAAUGUUAUGAGUGCCAAAGAGUCUCCCAUGAGUAAAAAAAAAAAGACUUCUAUGGGCAUUUGAAAAGCUUUGGAGCAAGGUUUUCUUUUGCCAUUACAGAGUUUUUUUUUCUUUUUGCUUCUGAUGCUCCCCCCGUUUUUGAAAAUGUGAUAACCCAAAAUACCACUCUGUCACACUUUAUCCCCGUAACGUGAACUGUACAGUGUCAAAUAUUUGUACAGAUGUUUGUAAAUAUGUUUGUAUUAGCAUUCCCUUAUCUGUUCACAUGAUUUGCAUUUACAUGUCUGUGUUGUAACUGUUGAGGAACACAUAGGAAAGUCCAGUUGCUCGUUAUUGAUGAACAGUGUUAGCAGACAUUUGGUUUGUAAAGGGGGACACUAUGUACAGCAGAUCUCCCCUGAGUAGUCACACAGUCCAAAAUCUGUCUACAAACUCAAGUACAUAUACUUAAUGUUUUCUCCCUGCUGUUCAGAGACCAGUGUUCGUGGUUCACUUAAAACCCAAUGGAAUUUUUCCUGCACGAAUUCCCUGCAAAGGUCAGGUUUUUAACGUCACGCUCUCAGACCAAGCAGGUUGAAGAAGUACAAAAUAAGUCAAAGAGAUUGCCAUACCCUCUAUUUUCGGAGCCGAGGCAUCGUUUUGCUAUGAAUCAGCUGAAAAUCACUGAAAACUGACGUUUGAGCUGCUGCAAAGAAACAAAAAAUUGAAACUGAAUGAAUUCCGAUCAAACUGAGAGAGAAAGGGACGCUCAGCUGUUACAACAACUAACAUGUGUUCUCGUGGUAAACAUAGAUCAGGGUUUGUGUUUGACCGCAAGCCUCGCUGCCUAAAAGGAUAAAGAUUAUGAAGAACUACUGAUUUUGUAAUUACUGGAAUAUAUUGAUGGUUGCAUUAACAUAUUUUGAAUAAAUUGUAUAUUUUGAGAAUUUUA